AAAGCGCAACACCUUCACACGAUCGCAGGCGAGGCUAUGAACAACGCCGGGUGAGAAAGAAGGAGAGUCGUGAACGUGUUAGGAAUGGCCCACGCAUGGCGGAGAACUGGACACCCCGUUCGCAACAAGUUCAACUCCCGCCUACCCGUGAAGACGAUCGACUGGACUCUGCCAUCACUUCUCGCUUUCUACCGUCCUCUCCCAAGCGAGACAACGACCGUCUAGACCGUAUCCCCUUCCCGCCGAUCAAUGAAACAUCCCAGGAUAUGCACAAGAACGAGAACCUCUACAUCCAUGACACCACGUCACCCUCCCAAUCGGAUGGACAGAGCAUCUUUCAUCUGGACUCCGCACAUCGCGGCCCUGAGCACUUUCACAUUCCGCGAAUUCCUGGGGAGAGUCAGGCUCCUCGUUUGAUGAGCAGCCAUAAUCGCAACACACAGUCUCAGGCCCAGGCAGGGCCUAUGCGUCAUGCACAACCACUACCUGGGAACUUCCAUCGCACCUUGGAAGAAACACGACCACGGCGUGCCCAAAUUCAACAUAAAAACCUUGCAACUGCAUGUGUACCCACCCGAUCGACCCACUCAUCCCCUCAAAGACCGAUUGCAAACGAAACCCAGAUCAACGCCGCAGUAUCUGCAGCGAGCCACACCGGCCUAGCACAAGAUUGGGCGCAGAGGGAACGCGUUACGUCACAUGGGUCCUCCAAGCCGGGUGAUUCUAUUCCGCCCAUACAAGCAGAAUGUAGAGAAUCCCGUCACGGCGAUGCACGCGGGUCUCAGGCAGCCAUCCCACAAGGGCAAAUCUCUCCAGCACGAAAACGCCACCUCAACGUCGGCACCAUCUACGCCGAACUCGAGCGCACCCGCCGCGAACUGCAUGAAUGCCGCGCGCGCGAGAAACAAUUGGAGAAGGACUACGAGGCCCUUCGCGCCAAGUACGAGCGACGGGGAGGGAGCACGUCCUCGACGGAGACGGCGAAACACAUCGCCGUCGCCGCGCGAGCGUUCGAUGAGUGCGGGACCAUCCGAGCCGUGAAAGGGGAGGAUGAAGGGGUAAGGUUCACUUUGACGGAGUCCAGGGAUAAGAGAUGGGGGAUGAUCGAGGAACGGGACUUGGGGAUGAAAUGGUCGGAUGCGGAGAGGGUGGCGAGCUUUUGGCGGGCGAAGGUGGAGAGGCUGAAACGGGCGGAACGGAGGAGGAGCGAUAGUAAGGUCGACGGCUAGGGCCCUGCAAGGAGAGCAUCCAAGGGACAUAUGUGAUUCUGUUCUCCGUGUCACGGAAGUGCCUGGGUUCCGGCAUUCGCUCCUCGGUUGGAGGGAAAGGCGAGGGAUAAGGAAAACUAGG
Molecule: messenger RNA, 1350 nt
Organism: Eremomyces bilateralis CBS 781.70
Lineage: Eukaryota; Fungi; Ascomycota; Dothideomycetes; Eremomycetales; Eremomycetaceae
Exons: 1
Coding region: 96-1229 (377 amino acids)
Source: RefSeq, a predicted model, not a curated record